Olea europaea var. sylvestris is the source of this 4924-nucleotide messenger RNA. RefSeq lists its product as uncharacterized. The transcript has 2 exons. The coding region runs from base 2434 to 4437 and encodes 667 amino acids. NCBI's taxonomy places the organism in Eukaryota, Viridiplantae, Streptophyta, Magnoliopsida, Lamiales, Oleaceae. The record is from RefSeq and is a predicted model, not a curated record.
ACUAGACCCUGGAUGACUCAGCCUCUGAAUCACAACAAAACAUCUCUGGAACUUAUGCCGCUGAAAUGUCUCAAUUCUCGAACUCUUCACUAGUAAUACAGAAAAAAAAAAUGUUGUUAUUUUCGGGUUAUUCCUUGCCUUUAUAACUAGCUGCCCCUCAAGUGUGAUCGGUAAAUACCCAAUGGGGUCAGUUGUCCUUGCUAGACCCCAGGUUGCUCAGCCCCUGAAUCAUGACAAAACAUCUCUGGAACUUAUGCCACUGAAAAAUGUCUCAAUUCUCGAAAUCUUAACUUGUUUUCCAGAAAAAAAAUAUUUGUUGUUGAUGACAUAGAAUAUCGAAGAAUUUUGAAAAGAGAGCUGAGAUUGAAACAAAUGUAUAACUAGUAUUCUUAGAAUGCCGUGGAAAUUCUUGAUUGGCAUUCUUUGACCAUUAUUGCCAAAAUGAGAAAAGCUAACGCUUUCUACUUAUUAGGUAGGAUAUAUGGUAAAUUCGAAUUUUUUGGUUGUUACUAGAUAAAUCGAUUCACACGCUAUUGUACUUUUGUGUAUUGUACCUGCAAGAUAUGAUAUCUCGCACAUAAGGACAUUGAUUUUUGAUGUUAUGGUUUUUGUUAAGUCACUUUAGUAUCAAGAACUCAUAAUCAGAUCAGGCUUUUAAGUUUCAAUGAUCGAUAGAUUUGGAGUAAUGUUAAAUUUAAUGGACACAAUAAGGUUUAGAAGAAAUGAAUUGAUCAAGUUUUUAAUUUUGCUAUUGCUCUGGGCAUUCUUUAUUCAGAUUCUGCUCUUGGUUUUGUUGCAAUUUUCAUUUAAUAUGCACACUAACUUGUACUUUCGAAUCCUAAUUAGUUAUUUUUGUCCAAUAUCUAAGAGACAAAAACCUCUAUGAGGUAAGAUGCAUACCUUGAGGCAUCAUGAGUCAUAAACCUCAAACCAAUAAUUAAUUCAACAUAAUAUGUAAGUAAAAAAAUAAGUUGAUUACAAAUCUUAAACCGUCUUAAAUAUUCGUAAUAAGGCAAAUUAAGAGUAAUAAGUUUAACUUAAAUCAAACAUAGAACUAGGUAUUGUCCUCCUUCUGUAAUGGUGCCUUCUCCUGCCAUUAUGUGUAAAUGUAGGAGGGGGGGAAAAAAAAAACCUUGCAAGAUGUUGGCAUUGGAGCUUAUGUCAUAAGCUUUGAGGGAUUCAAUGAAAACCAUACGUGAGGCUCAAGAUGCAAGCCUCUAACAAGUUUUGAAAUAAUUGAUUUAUCCAAAUUAUGUCAUGAUACAAUGAAAAAUUCCUAUAUUUAGACUUUAUUAAAAUUCAGAGCCCAAUUGAAUAUAAGGUUUUAGAUGAGGUGAUUUAACAUUUCGAAUCUUAUCAUUAUAAGUAUUUAAAGCUCAACUUAAGAAGGGAAUGAUAGGUCAUGCUCUAUUACUUAAAUUCUAUUCCCAUCGUUCCUAAUAGCUUUGCCAUCUGGCAUGAUCAUGAUGUAUGUUGUUAGUAAACUAUAUAGUUUUAGAAGUCUUCCAAACCACAUUUCUGGAAUUUAUGUUACUGCUAAAUCGACCCAUGAUCUCCAUUCAUGAGACCUUCACCCAUAUUCAAGAACAAAAUUGUAGUUGGUGACUUGGGUGUAUAUUGAUGAAUGUAGAAAAUCUGAGUUGGGAGUUGAGGCUUGAAAUAAUUGUUUAGAAAUAAUUGUUAAAGGUAGAAAUUCUUCAUUGUUCUUAUUCAAUCAUUACGUGAACAAAACUAAUGUUUUUUCUUAUUCAACUGGGUUCUAUGGUCAAUUUUUGUGCUUUGGAACAAUGAUACAUAAAAGACACUCACACCCAUAAUUGUAAAUGUUUAGAGUUUAUAAUUGAACGUAUCAUGCAACAUUGUGAUAUUAUGUAUAUAUGGAUAUGGAUAUUGAUUUAAGAUGUUAUAUAUGAAUAUUUUUAUUUUUAUUUUAUUUAUUAUUAUUAUUUUUAUUUGGAGGAACUGUUAUCAGCUAGAUUUUUCCUGGUCGCCUUAAGUUUUGAUGAUGGAUAGAUUCAGAGAAAUGUUAAUUUUAAUGCCACUUCAAGGUCCAGGAAAAAUGAAUCGAACGAAGUUUCUAAUUAUGCUAAUGCUGUUGGCCUGGACAUUUUUACUUUACAUGCUGCUCUUGGUUUUAUUGUAAUUUUGAUUUAAUAGAUGCAUGCUAAGCUGUGUGGUUAUUAUUUGUUAGAUUUGUCCAAUUGUCAUGGCAUAAUGGAAAAUGCCUAUGUAGGACUAGUUUUCUAUUUUUAGUGUUUUCUGAAUUGGGUUAUAUGCAUUUGUUUAUGUCGCUCAGGUAUUGGAGUUCCUGGAAAUUUAGGUUUUGGAAUGUAAGAAGUGCGAUGCCUUGGAAUCUAAAAAAAACUUCCAGUAGUGUUGACAUUUUUUUUUGGUGAAAAAUUCUAAAGUGGCGAAGAGAGGGGCAGACCAUAGAUGGAAUGUAAUAGAGAUGAGGCUGUGAGAGCAAAAGAGAUUGCUGAGAGGAAAUUUCUGGAUAAGGACAUUGAGGCAGCGAAAAAAUUUGCUCUCAAGGCUCAGAAUCUAUAUCCUGGGCUUGAGGGAAUUUCUCAGUUGGUGAGGACAUUCGAGAUUUAUAUUUCUGCUGAGGAGAAAAUAAAUGGUGAAUAUAACUGGUACGCUGUACUCGGUGCUACUCCUUUAGCUGAUGACAAGACAGUAAGAAAACAAUAUAGAAAACUUGCUCUUCUGCUUCAUCCUGACAAGAACAAAUCUGUUGGGGCAGAAGGGGCAUUUAAACUUGUUUCACAAGCCUGGAGUUUGCUGUCUGAUAAGUCCAAGAGAUUAGAAUAUGACCAGAAGUAUGGUACCACAUUCCAGGAGAGGAAUCAGACUGCCAAUGGGUACACACCACCAACAAAGCAAAAUGGAUUUUACAGCUAUGCAAAAAAUGCAGCUUCACAAACGAAGGUUCCAAAGGGUAAUUCUAGUAAGAGGGAUGCCUCAUCUGGUCCAGCUCCAUCUCGUAAGAAGGGACGGCGUACAUUUUGGACUGUCUGCCAUCGAUGCAAGAUGCAGUAUGAAUAUCUCAGGAUGUAUCUUAACCAACAUCUGCUGUGCCCAAAUUGCCUUGAGGCCUACUUUGCAACAGAAAUUGAGCCACCAUCUGCAGGGUUUAAUAGCAGUAAUUCAUCCAAUCACAGUAACUUCCAACGGGCUCCUUUCUUUGAGUCAAAUGAUGCUGCAUCUACUGCUCAAGCUGCAAAUAUGGUUCAACGGGCUUAUGAGAAAGUGAGAAGAGAACGUCAGAAAAAGCAGGCUGCCACUAGAAGGGAGGAGGCUAAUCGAAGGAAAAAUCAUUCCUCUAAAAGAACAAAUGAUGGCAGAUCCUUUGGGCACUCUAAUGCUGUGAAGAGAAGAAAAGGAGUUGAAGAUUGUGGUAUAAACAAGGAUACAUUGAAGAAGUUGAAUUGCAAUGUUGACUUUAAACAGUUGCUGAUAGAGAAGGUUCAAAGUGAAAUACGUCAGAAGUUAAAUGACUGGACCUCCAUUAGUGCUCCCAAGACGACAUCAGCUAAUGAAGCUUCUGUAGAUAAUGUAGGAAAGGAAACAUCAUGUGAAAAAGAAAACAGUGUUACAAAUGGUACCAAAUUGGAACAGAACGAGCUAGUCAAGGCUAAUAGUCAAAUUCCUCUGAAUAAGCUCAAUUUAGGUGCUGAUAUGGAACCAAUUAAGCAAAUAUCAAUUCAUGUGCCAGAUUCAGAUUUUCAUGAUUUUGACAGUGACAGAAUGGCAAGGUGUUUCAGAGAUCGGCAGGUGUGGGCUGUGUAUGAUGAUGAUGAUGGGAUGCCACGGUAUUAUGUCAUGAUUCGUAAGGUGAUUUCUUUAAACCCUUUUGAGGUGCAAAUCAGUUGGCUUAAUUCAAAAGCCAAUAAGUGGUUUGAUUCUGGUUUUUCGAAAACGUGUGGGGUUUAUGGAAUAGGCAAACUUGGAAUUAGAAACUUUAUCGACUCAUUCUCACACAAGGUCAAAUGGACGAAAGUCACUGAUGGGACAAUCCAGAUACUUCCUCAGAAGGGGGAAGUUUGGGCUCUGUACAGGAAUUGGUCGGCCGAAUGGAAUGAACUCACAGAAGACGUAGUAAUACAUAAAUAUGACAUGGUGAAAGUACUUGAAGACUAUAAUGAGGAACUGGGCGUCGUUGUGAUUCCUCUAGUUAAAGUUGCUGGCUAUAAAGCAAUUUUCCAUCAGCUUCAGAGCCCAAGGGAAAUUAGAAGAAUCCCCAGGGAAGAAAUGUCUCGGUUUUCUCAUCAGGUACCGUCCCGGUUACUCACUGGUCAGGAAGGGACAAAUGCUCCCAAGGGUUGUUGGGAAUUGGACCCUGCAGCUACUCCUUUGGAACUUCUCCAGGUUAUAUCAGUAGCUAAAGAAACUGAGCCCUUGAAGAAUGAAGAGGAAUCUACUGAAACAGCGAUGUAACUGAUACUGAUGGAAACACCAAGGGAAAUUAAGUGUGGAAUAUUGUUGUGACCUGAAGGUAGAAAAUUAUUGGGAGCUGCGAAAGCAACUGAAGAAUUGAUAAGGAGUAGGAUACCAAGAAUCUAAGGGCAUGUUUGGUUAGGAGUAUUAGACAAAUUUGAACAGUAAAUGAACAAGUUUUUAAAUAAUUUUUCUUCCUUAAUACUUGUCCAGGACCAUCCAAUUGUUUUUGCCGAACAUGCCAUAAGAGUUUGAGAUAAUCUUCUUUGAGGUGGAGCACGAAGUCUUUGAUUUUCUGGGAAAUGCGAUGUUGAAAUGGACUGUCAUUCAAUAAGUUUGGAAGGACCAUUUGCAGCAAUGGUAUGAAUAUUUGGUUUGCGAUGUACAAUUUUUGUACUGAGUUCAUGUUGGAGCGGAUAGAUAUGGAUAGGAGGACUCUGUUUUUUUUUUUUUUUUUAAAUCCUAUAGAUAUCUUCUAUAUUUCUCU